GCCUGUGCACAUUGCACAAAGCAGUGCGCUUACAGUGAAGCACAAACACACCCAGCACACAGUUAACCCUUUGAUCACCCCUCAUGUUAACCCCUUCCUGCCCAGUGCCAUUAGUACAGUGUCAGUGCUUUUUUUUAGCACUGAUCACUGUAUUGGUGUCACUGGGGAUGUCAGUGACAUCAAGUCAGUUCCCCCCAGUGUCAGAAUGCCUGCCGUAGUCCUGCUAUAAGUCGCUGAUUGCCGCCAUUACUAGUAAAAAUAAAAAAUAAAAAUUCCAGUAUAUAUAGCGCUACUUGUAAAAGCUAUAAUUUUCACGUAAACCAAGUAAUUUA
Messenger RNA from Staurois parvus, 332 nucleotides. NCBI's taxonomy places the organism in Eukaryota, Metazoa, Chordata, Amphibia, Anura, Ranidae. The record is from the annotation of a GenBank genome assembly.